GGUGUUUGGCGCCUCCAAGUGCCGACCGACUUAAUUCCACCCAGACAAGGUUGUUCAGGUCACCGCGCCAAACCUCGACUCUCCAGCUACUGCAAUAGCGAGUCUGAACAACCCUCACCCGCCUGCAUCUCCCCGGCUUAGCAAGUCCUAGUUUAACAAGUCCUCCGGAACAUCAAUCCAACAUGACCACAGCACACAGACCUACCUUCGAUCCGGCGCGCGGAAAGGAUGCCCUUCGGGGGCCAGCCUACCACCAGAGGCUUCUACCCGCUCAUACGCAAUUGAAAUUCCGACAACCCGGCCAGGGAGGUGAUGCCGACGAGCCCCGCGAUCUGCGAGCCGAGCUCCUCGCAGCCGAGGCCGCCCACUUCGCGAAGCAGAACGGCGGCGCACUACCUAGCACGGAGGGGAACGACGAGGCCGCCGCCGCGAGCAGCGCCGCCAAGCGACCUCUGGAGCUGACAUCGAAGGCAGACGCGGGUGGCGAAGAAGAAGACCUCGAGGCGAAGCGGCGGCGCAUAUUAGAGGAGACCCGAGACAUAGACGCCGAUUCGGAAGACGACUCAGACCAGGACGAUAGCGAGGAGGACAGCGACGAAGACGACGAAGACGAUGACGAGGAGGCGGAGCUGCAGCGGGAGCUAGAGAAGAUCAGGCGCGAGCGAGCAGAAAAGCGCGAGCGGGAGGAAAAGGAGAAGGCGGCGGCCGAGGAGGCGGAGCGGGAACGCGACAUCGCGCUGGGCAACCCGCUGCUGAACCCCAAGAACUUCAACAUGAAGCGAAGGUGGGACGACGACGUGGUCUUCAAGAACCAGGCGAGAGGCACCGAAGAGAAGGGCAAGAAGAAAGAGUUCAUCAACGAUCUUCUGCGAUCGGACUUCCACAAGCGGUUCAUGAGCAAAUACGUGCGAUGAGCAUGCGAGCAUAUUUUGGGCAGAAUACACCGAAUAUCAGCCUAAUCCAUAGGCCCGGCCCCCUCUUCAGUCACCCAGCGGACUAGCCAUCUCGUCUGCGGGCCCACUUCCCACGUGAAUGGCUCGAGUCUGUUCUAAUUAUUAUUCCCUGCUUCUAUCCGCAUACUCGAUGUACUCGGCGAUACCGCCUACAGCCACUUAGAUUUGCUUAGUAGAGAGCCAAUCGCUUCCCGUCACAGGAGCACAGAUGUAUUCUAACUCGGUAGCCAAUUUGUGUGUUUCUUACCACUCCGUAGAAUUUGUAC
Messenger RNA from Durotheca rogersii, 1219 nucleotides. RefSeq names its product Pre-mRNA-splicing factor Cwf15/Cwc15. NCBI's taxonomy places the organism in Eukaryota, Fungi, Ascomycota, Sordariomycetes, Xylariales, Xylariaceae. The record is from RefSeq and is a predicted model, not a curated record. Gene Ontology annotation, cellular component: catalytic step 2 spliceosome. Bases 183 to 914 code for a protein of 243 amino acids. Gene Ontology annotation, molecular function: RNA binding. The transcript is spliced from 4 exons. Gene Ontology annotation, biological process: mRNA cis splicing, via spliceosome.